CGAGGUUGUGGAGAAGAGAGAGCAUAAGCAUUCUGUAAUCAGUCCUCAACCCUCACCGCCUGGAGAUAGUUUGGUGCAUCUUGUGUGUACUUGGAAUAUUCUCGAAAAAAUGAGUACAACACGGCUGCUGCUGCUUCAAAAGCUGUCCAGGUCGUUGCUGUCCAACCGAAAGGUGGCCACCAAUGCAGUCGGACUGGCCAACCGCACGUGGAGCGCCGCCGGGACGCCGGUUCACCGGGCCUUCCCGACGACGUUCCGCCCAAUCCGUGCCUUCUCGACGGAAGCGGCGUCCGACGAAAAGCCGUCCGGCUAUCACUCGAUAAUCCGCGACUCGGAGAAGGCCGUCGGCGAGAGUGACAAGCACGAGUUCCAGGCGGAGACGCGCAUGCUGUUGGACAUUGUGGCCCGGUCGCUGUACUCGGACAAGGAGGUUUUCGUGCGGGAGUUGGUUUCGAACGCUAGCGAUGCGCUGGAGAAGUUCCGGUACACGAUCCAUACGGCCGGGGAGGGGGAGAAGGACUUUACCGAGCAGGAUCGGGCGCUGGAGAUUCACAUUGGGACGAACAAGCAGGACCGGGUGCUGUCGAUUCAGGACACCGGGAUUGGGAUGACCAAGGAGGAGCUGAUUGCUAAUUUGGGGACGAUUGCGCGGUCCGGGUCGAAGCACUUUUUGGAGCAGGUCAAAGAAAAGGGCACCACCACGGAAAACGCCCAGAACAUCAUCGGCCAGUUCGGCGUCGGGUUCUACUCCGCCUUCAUGGUCGCGGAUCGCGUCGACGUGUACACCAAAUCCUCCAAGAUCGACUCGGUCGGCUAUAAGUGGACCUCGGACGGUUCGGGCAACUUUGAAAUUCAGGAGGCGGAGAAUGUUCGGGUUGGCACGAAGAUUGUGAUCCACUUGAAGGCUGAUUGUCGGGAGUUCUCGGACGAGGAUCGCAUUCGGGAGGUGAUUCGCAAGUACAGCAAUUUUGUGGGGAGUCCGAUCUACUUGAACGGGAAGCAGGCGAACCAGAUUCAGCCGAUUUGGCUGAUGGAACCGAAGGACGUGACGCAGGAUCAGCACAACGAGUUUUAUCGGUUUGUGGGGAAUACUUUUGAUACGCCGCGGUUUACGCUGCACUACAAGACGGACGUUCCGUUGAGCAUUCGGGCGUUGUUGUAUUUCCCUGAGGGAAAGCCGGGGUUGUUUGAGAUGUCGAGGGAUUCGGACGUUGGAGUGGCGCUUUACACGAGGAAGGUGCUGAUUCAGAGUAAGACGGAGAAUUUGCUGCCGAAGUGGUUGAGGUUUAUUAAGGGCGUGGUUGAUUCCGAGGAUAUUCCGCUGAAUUUGAGUCGUGAGUUGCUCCAGAACAGUGCGUUGAUCAGGAAGUUGAGGACGGUUCUGACGAACCGUGUGCUGCGCUUCUUGCACGAUCGCUCUACUAAGGAUCCGGAAAAUUACGACAAGUUCUACAAGGAUUACGGUCUAUUCCUGAAGGAGGGAAUCGUCACAAGCCAGGAACCGAAUGAGAAGGAAGAGAUUGCCAAGUUGCUCCGAUUCGAGACUAGCAAGCAAGAGGACAAGAGGAUCAGCCUCCCAGAGUACUGCAACCAGCAGCAGGAAGGUCAGAAGGACAUUUACUACCUGGCCGCGCCCAACCGAACCUUGGCCGAGGCCUCUCCGUACUACGAAUCGCUCAAGAAGAAGGGCAUCGAAGUCCUGUUCUGCUACGAAGCGUACGACGAGCUGGUCCUGAUGCAACUCGGCCAAUUCCUCGGCAAGAACCUCGUCUCCGUGGAGAAGGAAAUGCGACGAUCGGAGAAAUCCGAAGACUCCGCCGACCAACUCAUCGAAGGAUCCCUGCUCAAGACCCAAAUCGACGAGCUGAUUCCGUGGAUCAAGCAAAAACUGACCGGCAAAGUAACCAACGUCAAAACCACAACCAAGCUGGACUCGCAUCCGUGCGUCGUGACGGUGGAGGAAAUGGCCGCCGCUCGGCACUUUAUCAAGACCCAGAGCCACAACAUGAGCGAGGAGAAUCGGUACGCGCUGUUGCAGCCCCAGCUCGAGAUCAACCCGAAGCAUCCGAUCGUCAAGAAGUUGUUCAAGCUGACGCAAUCGGAUCCGGAGCUGGCGGAACUGCUCGCCAAGCAGCUGUUUUCCAACGCAAUGGUUGGGGCUGGGUUGGUGGACGAUCCGCGCAUGUUGCUGACCAGUAUGAACGAACUGCUGGAGAAGGUGCUGGAUAAGCAUUAGAUGUGGUGGGGGAAUUUAAUCGUUGGACUGUGCAUUCGUUUAGGAGAUAGGGACGUUGAUCGUAUUAAUGUGGAAGAUGAUGUGGAAUAAAGAUGUACUGUAAUACUUAA
Molecule: messenger RNA, 2346 nt
Organism: Culex pipiens pallens (northern house mosquito)
Lineage: Eukaryota; Metazoa; Arthropoda; Insecta; Diptera; Culicidae
Gene: Trap1
Product: heat shock protein 75 kDa, mitochondrial
Exons: 3
Coding region: 110-2236 (708 amino acids)
Biological process (GO): protein folding
Cellular component (GO): mitochondrial inner membrane
Molecular function (GO): ATP-dependent protein folding chaperone; ATP binding; ATP hydrolysis activity
Source: RefSeq, a predicted model, not a curated record